CGUUUUCCAUCGACUUUGAAUUCUCCAUAAACCAGAAGAUCUUUUCACCAUGGCGCUUCGAAAAAUUCCCAUCAACGGUUUUUCAAACAGGGCAUAUGGCGAUAUUUCAACUCGUCUGCCACAUAGCCUCUAGCGCCCAGGGAUAUGGAGGGACGUCCAGUAGAGGCCAGGCUUUUCCUCAACGAUCCUCAGCUGCAGAAUUUGUGGAUGUUGAUAGUGGCGCCAGAUGAAGCGAAAAGUGUAGUGGCAGAAACGGCGUCACGACGGUGAAACUCUCUUGCAACAGGAACGACGACCAUCCGAUCGAUAUUGUUCUCAAGACUCAACCUCGGGCUUAGGGCAUAAGACCUGGGAUGAAACUUGUUGCAGGCUCUUUGCCAUAAGUUUACAAGCCCUAUAACAGACAUCACCCUGAAAUGCAAACAGCUUGGCGAAUGUUUGGGAACAGUUAGCAGUGAUGAUCUUCAACUAAUACUACGCUGCUGUCAAAACACCUGAAGAAGAGUGACGCGGUUGACAAAGUGUGAAACGAGAUUUCAGAGCUGACGUUCCAAAUUGGAGAGUUCAAAAAGGUUUUCACGUUUGUUUUUCCUGACUGCCGGUGUCGGUAAUAUUGCAUCUCGUCAAUCUUAUAGCUUGUCUGGUGAUAUGAUAAUGGCCCCGAUCAGGAUGGCUGCGGCGUAGCCAGCUGAAGUCACCUGAACAGCUAAAGCCCAGAGGAGGUGGUAUGAUACUUUUCAAUUUAUCUUGUCGUGAUUUUAACCAAAUACACAUGCAUCUUAAUAAUAUUAGGCUCUUCAAGAUCCCAUAAAGAUGGCAUCGCCAGAAGCGACCGAGGCAGAGCAAGAACUCUUCUUUGUCAGUCUCAACCAAGACAAACCAAUCACAGUAAUCCUUUUACAUGGUCUACUUAACUCGCAUCUUGAAUGGUCCUACGUGAUUCCUUACCUAUCCGAUUAUCACAUCAUCGCCCCCGAUAUCAGUGGCCAUUCUCAAUCCCGCGAUAUUCUCCCUGCGAACAUCUCCAGCUCCGCGGAGCGGGUGGCCGUGCUCAUUCGGCGAUACGCACAUGACGGCCGGGCCCACGUUGUUGGUCUCUCCAUGGGUGCCUUCAUCACUCUCCGUAUCAGCCGGCAACAUCCGGAGCUGGUCCUCUCUGCCAUUGUCACCGCGGGGCACCCCAUGGAGGGCCACUGGGCAUGGGUUGUCCGCUAUCCGAGCAUCACCUACUACGCUACGUUAGUGCUUCUCGAACUGGUACCGACAUGGCUGUAUAUGCUCGUGGCUGUCAACGGUCGCGGCAUGCGUCGCCACGAAGAACUCCUAGAGGAGAUGCGGCAUAAUAGGAGAUGGGAAGUGAUUCGUGCUGUGGACACGGGACUCCUGGAGCUCAACUGGGACCAUAUCAGGACGCUACCAGUGAAGACGCUGGCGAUUGCGGCAGAAGGCAUUGACGAUGUUGAGGCGGUGAGAAGAAUGGGUAGGGAAAUGCCCGUCGAGGGCUCACUGGCUGCAGUGGUCGGGGGAGCAGUGCAUACGUGGAAUUUGCAAAAGCCAAAACUAUUUUCUGAUGUGAUUAGAUCGUGGAUUGAACAAAGCACGUUGCCUUCAAGCCUGGAGAUUUUGAAGUCAAGUGGUUGAUUUACUACCCUAUAUACUCGCGUCUGGAGCGAAUAGCUGUCUUUUGAACUGAGCACCUAAUGAAUACCAUUAGUCGCCUAUGAGAAUGAGGGUAUUAUUAAUGAAACCGCAACGUUCGAUUUUAGUAAUUGGAAUUAUGGCAAUGGCCAAUGGUGGGACAUAAGGUCCAGACAAAUGAAGCUCUCCACAUGGAACGAAGCAUUUCGAGUAUCACAACUCACAAUAGGUCUUCAUUGAUUAUAGACCUUUUCUUCACCGACAUAUCCGGCAUGUAUCCUUUCCUGCAACACCUUUCAAUUCAGUACCAUUAAUUGAUUUUACCGGACGCCAUAUCUACGUAAUGUCCCGCAACGUUAAAAAUAAGAGAAUCACCUCUUGCUGCUGAAGAAACCUCGUCAGCGUUACAUGCUGGCCCCAAACAUCAAAGCUUCC
Fusarium verticillioides 7600 is the source of this 2073-nucleotide messenger RNA. RefSeq lists its product as hypothetical. The transcript is spliced from 2 exons. NCBI's taxonomy places the organism in Eukaryota, Fungi, Ascomycota, Sordariomycetes, Hypocreales, Nectriaceae. The coding region runs from base 814 to 1641 and encodes 275 amino acids. The record is from RefSeq and is a predicted model, not a curated record.